Rhea pennata is the source of this 1504-nucleotide messenger RNA. RefSeq names its product Q-nucleotide N-glycosylase 1 (gene QNG1). The coding region runs from base 40 to 1065 and encodes 341 amino acids. The transcript has 4 exons. Lineage: Eukaryota; Metazoa; Chordata; Aves; Rheiformes; Rheidae. The record is from RefSeq and is a predicted model, not a curated record.
GCCUGCGCGGCGGCGGCCUCGGGAGGGCGCGUGGGGAGGAUGGAGGCGCUGCCGUCGCCGCUGGAGUCGGCCAGGUUCAUCGCGGAGCGCAGCAGGGACGUCUCCGUGGAGGAGGAGGGCGUCAGGAGCGUGGCGGAGGCCCUGUUCGACAGAGUCUCGGCGGCGGAGUUCGGCGUGGCGGGCUGGAAGAGCCUCCACGAGCUGAACCCGCGGGCGGCGAGCGAGGAGGCGGUGAACUGGGUGUUCCUGGUCGACACGCUCAACUUCUCCUUCUGGUCCGAGCGGGACGACCGCAAGUGCCUGGUGCGCUACAAGGGCAAGAGCUACAGCGGCUACUGGUCCCUCUGCGCCGCCGUCAACAGGGCGCUCGACGACGGAAUACCUAUUACCAGUGCCUCGUAUUAUGCCACCAUGACACUUGAGCAAGUUAAGCAUGUAUUCCGCUCUGACACGGAUGUCCCCAUGCCUUUGAUUGAAGAGAGGCAUCGUGUGCUGAAUGAAAGUGGAACGGUUCUGUUGGAGAAGUUUGGAGGCUCUUUCCUCACCUGUGUUAAAAUGAGUGAAAAAAGUGCUCAGAAACUACUAUGUUUAGUAGUGGAAAAUUUCCCUUCUUACAGAGAUGAAGCUGUAUUUGAGAAUAAAAAAGUAACCUUUUACAAACGAGCACAAAUACUUGUGGCUGAUACCUGGAGUGUAUUAGAAGCCAAAGGAGAUGGCUGCUUUGGUGACAUUUCUAGUCUGACUAUAUUUGCUGACUACAGGAUCCCUCAAGUUCUUGUUCACUUAAAAGCAAUGAAAUACUCUGAGGAACUAAUGCAAAAACUAUGUGAAGGAGCAAUUUUCCAAUCUGGAGAUAAGCAGGAGGUGGAGAUCCGUGGUUGCUCUAUUUGGUGUUGUGCAUUGAUUUGUAAGCACCUGCUGGAGCUCUAUGAGAAGAAGGGUCAGGACAUGCGUGAAAAGAUCAAUGCGGUUUUACUUGAUUAUUAUCUUUGGGACUAUGCCAGGGAUCACAGAGAAGAAAUGAAGGAUAUUCCAUUUCACAGAGUACGGUGUAUAUAUUAUUAAUGACAGUCUCAACAGUGGUUGUAUUGAUGCAUUAUUCUGCAUUGCUUUUUUCAUACUUUUGGUUUGUCAAAUACUGAUCUGGAACUUGCUAAGGCAAAUUACUUGCUUUCUGAUUAUGCCUUUAGUAACUCUUGUUUUUUUUUCUGAAUCUUUCACUAGCCAUCAUUGCAGUGGAACAGUGCAAAACUUCUGUGGACGAAACCUGAGUUAAUAUUAUUACUCAUGCUUCCAGCCCUGUGCUUGCCUGUGUAUGUAUAUAUGCAUUUGUAUAUAUGCACACAAAUGCAAACAUACCCUUUACACUCCAGCUGGUUGUUUUUGUGGCAGCACUGUGCCUCGAGGUGACCUGUUGUUUGUGCUCAAGAAAGCCGGAGCUUUUCCUGUCGCAGUGGAUUAUUACGGCCGACUGUGUGAUUAUUAAAAAAGAUGCGUGCGCUGA